Messenger RNA from Archocentrus centrarchus (flier cichlid), 8771 nucleotides. It is a transcript of the gene raph1a, whose product is annotated as Ras association (RalGDS/AF-6) and pleckstrin homology domains 1a. The transcript has 20 exons. Gene Ontology annotation, cellular component: plasma membrane; cytosol. Gene Ontology annotation, biological process: signal transduction. Lineage: Eukaryota; Metazoa; Chordata; Actinopteri; Cichliformes; Cichlidae. Bases 262 to 4689 code for a protein of 1475 amino acids. The record is from RefSeq and is a predicted model, not a curated record.
UUGGGAUUCAGUGUAGCAGCAAGGGAAAUCUGGAAUAUCUGGGAAAAGGGUAGUCGGUGAAAACCGGUACUAGACCGGCAAGAAUCCCAGCGAAGUGUCGACGGUCACACCGCAGAUCCUCACGGCGGAAUCCUCUGCUCCGUCUCCCUGCUGCCGGCUGCGGUUUUUCCUCCCAAAAGCUUCCCUGGAUCCGCACAGGUGAUUGAAUCAUCCACUCUGUGCAACGCGCCAGCUGGACUGAGCUGUGUUAGCAGACCAAAGAUGGAUCAGUUGUCAGAUGAGGAGGUGGAGGUCAGGGAGGAAGAGGAGGAGGAAGAGGAGGACAGUGACAAGGAGGACCAGGACCUGGAUAAGAUGUUUGGUGCCUGGCUGGGAGAGCUGGACAAACUGACACAGAGCCUGGAUGACGGUCGCCCGGAACACCCCCCGCAGGAGAAGGCUCCCCUCAGACAAGAGACCAACAUAGCCAAUUUCUCCUACAGAUUCUCCAUGUAUAACAUAAAUGAGGCCUUGAAUCAAGGGGAGAACGUGGAUCUUGAUGCGCUCAUGGCCGACCUGUGCUCCAUCGAACAGGAGCUCAGCACUGUCAACGCCAAACCAAGCAGCUCUGGUAGCAUGGCUCGUCUGGGGAUAACUGAUACCAAGGUUCGCCAGAAGCCUCCAGCUGGGCGCAGCAGCAGGCAGCAGCCAGCAGGAAGCAGCAGCAGUGCUGCCGGAAGUAGUACUAACAGUGUUAGCGGUGGGGGGGGCAGCAGCGGGGCUAGCAGUAGCAGCAGCAGUACCAGGGCGUCACCUGCCGGCACUAUCAGAGCUCCCACUGGGCAGCACGGGAGGCCGGCCCUGGCUUCUAACUUCAGUCUGGAUGACAUCACAGCUCAGCUGGAGAAGGCGUCUCUCAGUAUGGAUGAAGCUGCUCGUCAGACCUCCUCCCACUCUCUUAGCUCAGCCUCCUCCUAUACAUCAUCAGCCACGAUGCGAAGGCCCGGAUCCUCUCAGAGACAGCAUCGACGCACGGGAUCAGUUGGCACAGUCAGCGAGCAUGAAGUGCGUUCAGUUGUCCACUCCUCGCGCUCCUCUGUCACCUCAGCAUCUGGGAUUUCCGUUAACUCAGCUUCUUCCAUGGACUCGCUGGACAGCGUUCUCCGCUCCGACUUGGACGGCCAGCAGUCUGCAGUAAUGCCCUCAGCUGAAGAAGCCAGUCAAGGGCAUCACAACACGGAGCACUCGUAUCUGGACAGGGAAACCUCGCUGAUUUUGAGAAACAUAGCGGGAAAACCUUCCCACCUACUGACCAAGGAGGAGCAGGCUGCCAAGCUGAAGGCAGAGAAUAUCCGAGUGGCCCUUGAGAAGAUCAAGGAGGCCCAGGUGAAGAAGCUGGUGAUUCGUGUUCAUUUGUCAGAUGAGAGCUCAAAGACCAUGAUGGUGGACGAGAGGCAAACAGUCAGACAGGUUCUGGACAAUUUACUGGAGAAAUCUCACUGUGGUUACAGUCCAGACUGGUCACUGGUGGAAACCAUCAAUGAGCUGCAGAUGGAGCGGAUCUUUGAGGAUCAUGAGAACCUUGUGGAGAACCUGCUGAACUGGACCAGAGACAGCCAGAACCGCCUGAUGUUCACUGAGCGUAUCGAGAAGUAUGCUCUGUUCAAAAACCCACAGAACUAUUUGUUGGGGAGGAAGGAGACAUGUGAGAUGGCUGAGAGGAACAAGGAGGCACUGUUAGAAGAGUGUUUUGGGGGCAGCUCAGUGUCUGUCCCUGAAAUGGAGGGUGUCUUGUGGCUGAAAGAGGAUGGCAAGAAGUCGUGGAAGAAACGCUAUUUUCUGCUGAGGGCUUCUGGCAUCUACUACGUUCCCAAGGGCAAGGCCAAGGCAUCCAGAGACCUGGCAUGUUUCCUCCAGCUGGAUCAUGUUAAUGUCUACCUUGGCCAGGACUACAAGAGCAAGUACAAGGCUCCCACAGACUAUUGCAUGGUGCUGAAGCAUCCUCAGAUCCAGAAGAAGUCCCAGUACAUCAAGUAUCUCUGCUGUGAUGAUGUCAGAACCCUCCAGCAAUGGAUCAACAGUAUUCGCAUUGCUAAGUAUGGGAAGCAGCUGUACAUCAACUUCCAGGAAGCAAUGAGGAGGUCGGAGGCAGCCUAUGAUUGGUCCUCCCUCUCAUCAUCCUCCAUCAAGUCAGGAUCCAGCUCCUCCAGCCUUCCAGAGUCCCAGUCCAACCACUCAAGCCAGUCAGACAGCGGUGUAUCAGAAAUGACAUCAUCGGGCCACACCCGCUCCCAGAGUGUCGUCAGCUCCAUUUUCUCUGAUGCGUGGAGGAGAGGAACCCAAGGAGAGAUGAUGAAGAUCGACCCGAUCAGUAGACCCAUCCCUGUUCAGAUACCUAACCUCUCCCCUCAGCCACUCCCUGUCUCUCAGCCUCAGACUCCACCAUCUCGGAACAGCUUCACCGAUGGCCUCGUCCCAUCCGAGGAUUCCUCGCCAUCACCGCCGUCACCUCCUGCUCCACCCCCCGCAGCAAACUUGGCCCAUCAGCCUCCACCUGCCUCCUACAUUAAGUAUAGCACAUUGGCUCGCCUGCAGAGCCAGACCCAGUCCAGAACGCAGCAGGCAGGUGCCCCCCCACCCCCACUUCCCAACUACAACACCCUUCCAGCUGCCUACAGCACCUCCCCUCAACUACCACCAUCCCCCCCUCCUCCUCCGCCACCCACAGCACCAGCUCCUGGCUCAGCCAUGGCAGCUUUGAAAUUUGGCCCUCCAAGCCCCUCCGCUCUUCCACCACCACCCCCACUGGAGGAGGAGAUGACACAGGAGCCCUCCUACCUCCCACCUCCUCCUCCUCCUGAGAGCCUGGAAGCCAAUGGGUUGCCACCUCCACCACAUGCAGAGCCCAUCCCCAACUCGUGCCCUCAACUCUCCAACCACGGCCUCCAACAGUUCCUGGCACAGAAGUUUCCCAAUAUGGUGUAUGACUUCAGCCCAGCACCACCUGAGGAUAACUCUCCCCCACCUCCUCCUCCGCCUCCUGCUGAGCUUUCACCUCCAGCCUCCCUGCAAUUUCUUCGGCCUCUCUCUCCAAACGCACCACCUCCUGCCCCUCCCAAAACCUUUACUGGGGGAUUUCCCCCUCAAACUGCUCCUAAACCCUCAGGUCCCUCUUCCCUUCCCAUCGCACUCUCACCCGUCUCUCCAACACAGUCACAAGUUGGGCAUGGGUCAUUUAAAAAGCAGCAGAGUUUCUCAACAGGACACUCACCAAAUCAGCCGCCUCCCACUCUGCCAAAGCAGCACAGCCUCUCCUCCAAAAACCUCGCUAUCUCUCCCUCUUCCACCUCCUCUUCCGUCUCCAUUGCGGCCGCUACCUCCUCUUUGGUCAAACAGAUUGUCAAUCAGUUCCCAGGAAACUCUGCCCCUAACUCCAACAUGGAGGGAUCCAAGGUUGCUGCUCCACAGUCACCUCCAGCAGUUAAGGCCAAACCAAAGUGGCAACCUGGAGGUGUUGUGGCUCCACAGUCCCCAGAGUUCCCCCCACCUCCUCCUGAUGGCUCCUUAGGAGAGUUCCCUCCUCCUCCCUCCUCUUCAUCGUCCUCCAAGACGGGUUCACCAAUAAAGAAAUCACCUUCCACCUCAUCCACAGGAUCCUCCAAACGGGGGCCUCCACCUACCCCACAGAGAGCCUCCUCUAUCCGGUCUGGUUCAUCAGGAGAGACCCAGGAGGAAAGGUCCAAGACAGUGGAGAGCCUGGUCAGCAAAUUUGGCCAAGCUCCUCAAAUGGGCACCUCGUCAAGCUCCUCGUCAGCAACGGGGUCGCCUUCUAAAGACUCUUCCUCUCUUCCUGCUCCACUACCCAAACCGGGAAAGCUGAAUCUGGCAAACCUGCCGCUGGCGCUGCAGGGACUGCCGACGGGGCAGCACCACCAGCCUGCUGACUUUCCGUGCCCUCUGCCCCCACCUCCCCCUUCCCAGCUUCCUCACCUUGAUUCAUCCCCAGACUACUUCCCACCUCCCCCCAGUGACUCUGAGCUAUUCCCUCCUCCUCCCCACCCAUCGGAUUUCCACCAGCCCCCAAAAGUGGCAGUGGUGAACCCCCAACCUCAGAUGCAGUCACACCAACAGCAGGCAACAUCCUCCUUAUCCUCAUCGUCAUGGAAACAAGGAUCACUGAAAAAGGGGGCAGUCCCUCCUUCAACACUGAACCGGCGGACCAGCAACUCGGCUCAGUAUGAUAAUUCAACUUCAAUGCCGCUGUCACCACCACCUCUCUCUCAGACCCCACCCCCAUCACUGUCUUCUUACUCCUCCUCACCUGUCCCCCCCACCUCCCCCAAAUCAGUUGCUCCAGGCUCCCUGGCACUAAAAACUCACUUCCUUGAAGACCUCAACCGCACCCUUAAGAGGAAGUCUGUGUCCCGCCAUGGGUCUCUUACCUCCUCUCACCUCAUUUCCUCCUCCAAAAUGGAGCCUGUGGGCACCAUGGACGACAUGGCGCUCCUUCCACCUCCUCCACCUGAGCUCCUGCAGCAACAGCAGCAGCAGCACGGAGUCCGAGGACACUCUCAGACUUUGUCUCGCCACCACACACGCUCCCAAUCCGCCAAACACGCCAACAUCUCAGGCUAUGCAACGCUGCGGCGAGGCCCGCCUCCUGCUCCACCGAAACGGGACCAAAGCACCAAACUGACCAGUGAGUGGUAGGGAAAAGGACACUGUGGGCGGAGCUUAAAGAACUGAACUGACCAAUUAGGUCUUAUUGUUCCUGAACAGAAAAAAAUAAUCAAUGUCUCUCUUGACUCGUCUGUCUCUCCUCAUCCUAAACCAUCCACUCUUGGACUCUGAGAAGUAGCAAGUGUCCUACUAUUAAUUUCAGAAUCUGAUUGUUAAUAUUAACCUCAUUACUCCUAUCAUUAACAAUACAUGUUUAAUCCAGUUACAUAAGUAUAACAUAUGUACAUAUAUCUGUAUACGAGCAAGCCAGAAAAAACACCUAUCAAGCUUUUUUCACGUCUGUGCAGCUUUGCAUUGAAACAUAACGAGACAAAGACUUCAGCGGCAGCAGAGACCUUUUGCUGCAAAACAACAGGUACUGCAUGGAGCCGAGGCAGUGGAAGUGUUACUGAUUAAGGGAAGGAGGGAACAAUGGAAGGACGGCACAAUGGGAUGAUGUGUGUAGUAUGUUGUGAACUGAGGAGAGAGGGUGGUGGAGGCGUAGAGCCCUUAGAGGGAGAUUUGCCAUUUAUUUUCCAACUGUUUUUGUGUGUUUUUAUAUAAGAUUAUUUAAUACUGGAAAGAUAUUGUUGUUAUAAUUAUUUUAAGAUUUUAAGAAGUGUCUGAAGCGAAUGAGUUUGGCUAGAGAUGGGUCUGCCUUCUCAAAAGAUCUGGGCUGCCAAAAUUAGCAUAUGGCUAAUUCCACUGGGUUUAUAUUUGGGUCAUUUCUAAACUUUUUUUUUUUUUUUUAAAUUAACCUCUUAACAUCCACCAAGUCACCACCAAACCAUUUAGGGUUAGAUUCCACAUGUUAAGCAAGCCUAGUUUGAGAAACUAGAAUAUGCUACCUUUGAAAUCAAGUCCCUUGUUCUCUAACACACAUAAAGGAGCAGAUGUGAGGUUAACCUUAAGCAAUCAUUGGUGACCUUGGUGAGUUUCUGGGCUGAUUGGGUGGUGAUGCCCACAGAGUAAAACCCAGUUGGUUAAAUCUGUGCUUACUGAACAAAUGUUGAAUGUCAGAUAGACAUUCAUCCAGGAAUGCUGGGCAUGGAUUAUAAGCAAAUUAGGAAUCAAAUUACAUCACAUAGAAGUAUAUUUGCACAGGUUGUUUUCUUGUCUUCCCUCUCUAAGUUAGAUGUUUUGGAGGCCAUCAUGAUUUCCUUUGUCACUGCUGUCUGAGUGGUAUUAGUGUUAUUAUUAUGAGUCAGGUUUAAUUCUCUGUGCUCAGUUUUUGUCCUCUAACAUCAAAAACAUUUCCUCACAUUUUAAUGGCAGACUUGAUCAUAUCAUUGUUUAAACAGAAAGUGUCAUUAACUCAUUCAGUUUGCAGGUCAGUGAUAGCUACUAGGCCUGGGUGGUAUUGCGGUUUUUUUGUAUACUAGCGCACUUUCUCUCUGUACUCCACCUAACAGGUCACAGCAGAUGGCUGACCCACCCUUAAUCUUGUUCUCUUGGAGGCUCUUUCCACCUUCAGUACUCUAGGGGAAAAAAGUAGGCACUCCUUUCUAUUAAAGUGAUGAGGUCAUGAAUAGUAAUGCACUACAUGAAAAAGCCAGUGGUGGAACCACAGACAUUAUAAAUGACAGAUAUGGCAGUACCUAUACCUGUAUUCUUUUUAAUAGCCACCAGAUAGUGAUAACUAUGGUUGCAAAAAGACUUCGGGUCCUAUAGAAGUCUGUGGCAAACCGACUUUCUGACUUCAUCUCUGUAAACAUUUUCCUGCACAGUUUAUGGUCUCAGUUAUUCAUUUUGGGUCAUAUUGAAUAAACAACUGCAUUUUGUAAAUCUUGGUCAUAUUAUAUUUACUGGGUAUACUUGUAAUUGACAAGUCAUUAGCCAAAGAGUGUGCAGUUUCACAGUUCUCUCAUGAAAACAUUAAGAUGGCAACAGCUAAAAUGCUAAUGUGGAGCUUCAGAAUGAGCACAGAGUGGGUAACGUCACAGUGGCUCUGUUCAUCUUUUAUUCUGUCCAUGGGUGGAACAUUCAGCUGAGCUCAGUGAGCUUUGAAACAUGGCAAGUGCGAGUAGUAAACAAAGUGUAGCUAGUGUCAUUGAUAAAGGCAAGCCGGCUAACACGGGUAGCUGUGUACUGUUAAGCUGCAAUAAGUUGUGGCUAAAGAGGCUAAUACUAUCAGCGGGUUUUCCAGCAGUAAUAUGUGGAGGAAGUCCGUUGUUCCUGGCUGAAAAAAAAUCAUUUAAUUAGUGAAAUGGAAAUUCAGAUCUAGACUAAUGCAGCAGUCUCAAAGUAAGAAAACACCCAGAGUAAAGCUAAUGUUUGUAGUACCAGCACGAGCAGCCAUCUAUCCUUCAGUAUGUAAGCUGUGGUCCUCUGUAUGUGGGCUCACACAUUUCUGGGUCAAGAUUGAGUGGAAUUUGCAAGAUACCAUCUAUCCCACUUUGACAGCUGGGGUGGAGAUGCAGACACUAUUUUCCAUUUACAGAAAAAAAAACCCUGAAAAACAUAAAAUACUGUCCAAGCCUAAUAGCACACCAUGAAAAGAAGACUGUUAGUUUGCUAGUUAAUAAAUGAGUCAUGUGUUUGUCAGUCACUUUGAUAUUUAUUGAGGGUGUGUAUCUACUUGGUGUCUGUAGUAAUUAAACCCUGCUGGGAACAAGUGCCUGAAAAGCAGCUCAAACUGUUAAAAACUGUGUGCUUGCAUCACACCCUGACAUUCUGAAGCCCGGAACUUUAUGAUCUAUGACGCACUCACUACAUAUUUGUAUGAUAAUGUGGCCAGAAAAGCCUAAUUUGGAAAAACCCAAGGAGAAGCUGAUCUGACCAACCAAACAAAUCGCAUGACUAAGAGUAACGCAGUUCUCUAUUGGCCUUAAUUUCCCAUCAUUGGAACAUGAUUUUGAAAAUGAUGACAACUUCUAGGACUGGUUCAGGUGAAAUGAACCCAGAGAGCCAUUAUAUGCACAAUUUCACUUUUUUAUUUACUUUUGCACCCCUUAGCGGUAUAUAAAAAAGAGUAGACGGGGCUUCAGUCAACUGCAAGUAGUUUGACCCCUGCUAAACAAUAACACUGUUCACACUGAGCUAUUAAACAUUCACGUCUCACCCUGAGUUUAGGUUAAUGUUUGGAGUUGUCUGGCAGAUUAAGGUGAAACUACUGUGAAGAUUCACUGCAGCAUUUCACAUUCUUAUGUGCUGUCAUUUAAUAGUGGAGUUAAAACAUUUGGGGUUUGACAAAUGUGUGGUUAAAAUAAUGAUUUUGUCAUGUUGGGCUCUGGAAAAUUAUGAUGGAUAUUUUCCAGCACUUUCAGAGCCUGACAUGAGGAACGAGCACUCUGUAAAAACACUUAGGUAGUGCUGAAAGGCAUUUAAAGAAAGAAUGGACACAACCCAUGUUACUCUGUCAGUUAGCUGUCUUAGUUAGCUUGUAUAAGUCAGUACAUAAAAUCAUACAUGAAUGAUUCUGUGUUUUAGCAAUGUGUCUUCUGAUACUACUCAGAGGCUUAGAGUAGCCGGCAGGACGAUCCCAGCCAGUCAGGUAGUUAGUCUGCUGCUCCAUCCAGCCACACUUAUAGUUACUGAAACAUGGUGUCAUUUUUGAUAAAGGUUUUCUAAAUCCAUUUUCUGACCAUCCUUUUUAUAUGUAUUUUAUGUGCAGCUCAAGCUCACUCUGUUUCUACCUUCUUGUUUUUAUCUCACCUGAUGAAAAUUCUCUGCAUGACAUCACCACCAGUGCAGCAGCACAGAUGCCAAAAAUGUAAUAUUACUUCCCCCGUUUGGCAAUCAUCUCUGCUUCGAGGUUUGUUCAUUUUUUCCCCCAGUGUGUAUUUCUGGUUAGAAAAUGUUUUUUCUGUUCAUUUUAACAUUAAAAGCAUCUGCUUUGUGAUAUUGUCGAAGGCAUUGGAGGGAUUCACCUGAGAGAAGUACUUGCCAUGCCCACUGCCCUGCAGGAAAGUACUCACUCGGCCCACGUCAUGGUGUAUUUCAGUGACACUCAAGAUAUAGUUUGAAACUGAUCAAUGUCUUGAAAAUGUCUUGCUCAAGGACACCCAGCAGAGCACAUGGCUGUUUGGUGUCACAACUGCUGUUGCAUUUAAAAUAAAGAAGAAAUGAUCAAA